UCUUCUUAUGUUUCCCCAUCUGAGCUCAGAGUAGAUGAGAGAUGUAAUGUUUGUCUCUGUUGUGUUGAAGCCCAAUCAAGCAGGAGAGACCAGCCUCCCCUGUACCCAGCUGUGUGUCCAUGAAGAGUGACUGGUCUAUGCAUCAUCCUAUAGUGUUUAGAGAGGGAGACUUUUCUACUGAACAAAGGUACAAGGACAAGAUAGCACGUCCGGUGAACAGGUCAGGGUUCCACAACCUCAGGCAGACCAGCGGAAACUGGACCAGCAGCAUGAAAAGCCCAAUCAAGCAGGAGAGACCAGCCUCCCCUGUACCCAGCUGUGUGUCCAUGAAGAGUGACAAGUCUAUGGAACCUCCUCUACACUUAGAGGGAGACUUUUCUACUGAACAAAGAAACCAACAGGAGAGAUCAGAGUCAGAGAUUCUCAGUGGUCAGUCUUCCCAGAGUCAUCAAACAGACCUGGCCUCCAUAUUCAGAUUGCUUGAAGAGAAAAUUAUGACAUUUGUGAAGAACGAGCUGAAGAUGUUCAAGAGGAUUCUUAGUCCAGAGCUCCCAGAAGGCUUUGAGAGUCAGAAGCAGGAUAAGGAAGUGGUGGAUGCUGAAGAUGAGAAGCAGGAGAGCAGUGCCAGAGAGGGGGCUCUGAAGAUCACACUGCACAUCCUGAGGAAAAUGAACCAGAAGGAUCUUGCUGACACACUGGAGAAAUAUUCAGAUGAUCCUGCUGUGAUUUGCCAACGUGAACUCAAAUCUAAUCUAAAGAAGAAGUUUCAAUGUGUAUUUGAGGGGAUUGCUAAACAAGGAAACCCAACACUUUUCAAUAAGAUCUACACAGAGCUCUACAUCACAGAGGGUGGAACAGGAGAGGUCAAUAAUGAACAUGAGCUGAGACAGAUUGAGACAACAACCAGGAAACAAGCAAGACCAGAGACUGCAAUCAAAUGUAACGACAUCUUCAAACCCUUAACUGGACAAGACAAACUUAUAAGAACUGUGCUGACAAAGGGAGUCGCUGGCAUUGGAAAAACAGUCUCUGUGCAGAAGUUCAUUCUGGACUGGGCUGAAGGAAAAGCAAAUCAGGAUGUCCAAUUUGUAUUUUCAUUCCCUUUCCGGGAGCUGAAUUUGAUGAAAGGGGACAAACACACUUUGAUUGAACUUAUCAAACACUUCUCAAUGGAAACCAAGCAUGCAAGAAUCUCAGACUACAACAAGUACAAAGUUCUGUUCAUCUUUGAUGGUCUGGAUGAGUGCCGACUGCCCCUAGACUUCCAGAAGAACAAGAUCUGUUGGGACGUCACAGAGUCAACCUCCGUGGAUGUUCUGCUGACAAAUCUCAUCAGGGGAAAUCUGCUUCCCUCUGCUCUCCUCUGGAUUACUACCCGACCUGCAGCAGCCAAUAAGAUCCCUUCAGGGUGUGUUGACCAGGUGACAGAGGUACGAGGGUUCAAUGACCCACAGAAGGAAGAGUACUUCAGGAAGAGACUCAGUGAUGAGGACCUGGCCAACAGAAUCAUCUCACACAUAAAGAAAUCAAGGAGCCUCCACAUCAUGUGCCACAUUCCAGUCUUCUGUUGGAUUUCUGCAACAGUCCUUGAACACAUGCUGAAACAUAAGAGAGAAGAGAUGCCCAAGACUCUGACUGAGAUGUACACACACCUUGUGGUGUUUCAUACCAAACAGAAGAAUGAAAAGUAUCUUGGGAAUGAAGAGACAGGUCCACACUGGAAUAAAGAGAGCAUUCUGUCACUGGGAAAACUGGCUUUUCAACAGCUUGUGAAAGGCAAUCUGAUUUUCUAUGAAAAAGACCUGAAAGAGGCUGGCAUUGAUGUCAAUGAAGCCUCAGAGUACUCAGGAUUGUGCACACAGCUCUUUAAAGUGGAAUGUGGGCUGUACCAGGACAAGGUGUACUGCUUUGUUCAUCUGAGCAUUCAGGAGUUUCUGGCUGCUGUAUAUGUGUUCCUCUCAUUCAUCAACAACAAUGAGAAUCUAAUGUACAAACUGCAAUCAACGUCCAGGAACUUUUCUGUGAGGAUCAAACAAAGGCGUAAAGUUUCUGUCUACAAGACUGCUGUGGAUAAAGCCUUACAAAGUGAGACGGGACACCUGGACCUUUUCCUCCGCUUCCUUCUGGGCCUCUCACUGGAGUCCAAUCAGAAGCACUUACGAGGUCUACUGACAAAGACAAGAAGCAGCUCACAGAGCCAUGAUGAAACAGUCAAGUACAUCAAGGAGAAGAUCGGGGAAAAUCCCUCUCCAGAGAGGUGCAUCAAUCUGUUCCACUGUCUGAAUGAACUGAAUGACCAUUCUCUAGUGGAGGAGAUCCAAAGCUACCUGAGAUCAGGAAGUCUCUCGAAACCCAAACUGUCACCUGCACAGUGGUCAGCUCUGGUCUUUGUGUUGCUGACUUCAGAAAAGGAGCUGGAUGUGUUUGACCUGAAGAAAUACUCCAGAUCAGAGGAAGGUCUUCUGAGGCUGCUGCCAGUGGUCAAAGCCUCCAGAGCUGCUUUGCUGUCAGGCUGUCGAGUCACAGAGGAAGGCUGUGCUUCUCUGGUCUCAGCUCUGAGGUCAAACCCCUCACACCUGAGAGAGCUGGACCUGAGCUACAAUGACCUGAAGGAUUCAGGAGUGAAGCUGCUCUCUGCUGGACUGGGGAAUCCCCACUGUAAACUGGAGACUCUGAGGCUGUCAGGCUGUCUAGUCACAGAGGAAGGCUGUGUUUCUCUAGUCUCAGCUCUGAGGUCAAACCCCUCACACCUGAGAGAGCUGGACCUGAGUAACAAUGACCUGAAGGAUUCAGGAGUGAAGCUGCUCUCUGCUGGACUGGGGAAUCCCCACUGUAAACUGGAGACUCUGAGGCUGUCAGGCUGUCUAGUCACAGAGGAAGGCUGUGCUUCUCUGGUCUCAGCUCUGAAGUCAAACCCCUCACACCUGAGAGAGCUGGACCUGAGUAACAAUGACCUGAAGGAUUCAGGAGUGAAGCUGCUCUCUGCUGGACUGGGGAAUCCCCACUGUAAACUGGAGACUCUGAGGCUGUCAGGCUGUCUAGUCACAGAGGAAGGCUGUGCUUCUCUGGUCUCAGCUCUGAGGUCAAACCCCUCACACCUGAGAGAGCUGGACCUGAGCUACAAUCACCCAGGAGACUCAGGAGUCAGACUGCUCUGUGCUGGACUGGAGGAUCCACACUGCAGACUAGAGAAACUCAAUGUGGAACAUGGUGGAGAGAACACAAUGAAACCUGGGCUUAGAAAAUAUGUCUGUGAUCUCACACUGGACCUAAACACAAUAAACAGACUCCUCUCUCUGUCUGAGGAGAACAGAAAGGUGACACGUAGGACAGAGGAGCAGCCGUAUCCUGAUCACCCAGAGAGAUUUGAGGGCUGUAGACAGGUGCUGUGUAGAGAGGGUCUGACUGGGCGCUGUUACUGGGAGGUAGAGUGGAGUGGGGGGGCUGAUAUAGGAGUGACAUAUAAAGGAAUCAGCAGGAGAGGAGAGGUUUAUGACUGUUGGCUUGGAAACAAUGGCAAGUCCUGGUGUCUGUUCAGCUCUGACAACAGUUACAUUGCCAGGCACAAUAAUAAUACCAUUACCAUAGACGUCCCCUCCUCCAGCUCCCACGGAGUAGGAGUGUAUCUGGACUGGCCAGCCGGCACUCUGUCCUUCUAUAGAGCCUCCUCUGACAUACUGACCCACCUGAUCACAUUCACCUCCACAUUCACUGAGCCCCUCUAUCCAGGGUUUGGGGUUUAUUAUGUUGACUCCUCAGUGUCACUGAAAUAAAAACCUGACAGACACACACACACACACUGGACAAACACACUGGACAGAAACACACUGACUCACACACACACACUGGAUACACACACAUAGCAUACUGGAAACACACACACUGACACACACAAUGGACACACACACAUACACACAGGACACACACACACACAAACACACACACACAUGCUGGACUCACACACACACUAUACUCACACACACACACUGGACACACACACAGUGACACACACUGACACACACAAACACACACACAAACACACACCGGACUCAUACUGUUAUGGGAUUUUUAUGAAUAAUGACUGAAUUAUGUAUACAUGUAACUUAGAAUUAUAACUAAACAGAAUACUACUAUGUUACUGUAUGGAUGUAUGAAUCUUAUUCUAAUCAUAGUGCUGAAUAUAAUGUGUGUAAUAUUAAUCAAGAAUUGGAACAAGGAAUGUCUGUUUCUUGUUAGAAAGAAUGGAGUUAUCAUCAGACAGGCUGGAAUGAUGUGUUCCUUACAGGACAUUCUGUCUCUACCCAGGGAGGGGAGAUACCUUGGGCUGGUCAUAGAUUGUUUAAGAGGUGGCAGAUAAUGUGAGGAGGCUGUGAACUGUAUUGCCAUUGUAUCCGAGAGGAGGAAGGACAUUUUAAAACCUAUGACGUCAUUUUUAUUAUAUAACCUGAUGUAAAUUGUACUAUGAUCAGUACUCUCGAGAAUAAACGCUAUUGAUUGAUUGAUUUUGA
Salvelinus fontinalis (brook trout) is the source of this 4508-nucleotide messenger RNA. Its product is annotated as NACHT, LRR and PYD domains-containing protein 12-like. NCBI's taxonomy places the organism in Eukaryota, Metazoa, Chordata, Actinopteri, Salmoniformes, Salmonidae. Gene Ontology annotation, molecular function: protein binding. The record is from RefSeq and is a predicted model, not a curated record.